AUGUCACGAUAUUGUUUAAACUGCAGGAAAUCAUCUCAGUCAGUACAGAGUUCCGUAAGUGGUAGUGCGAUAACAGUUUCAACUGCGGCAAAUUUAUCUCAAGCGCCAACAUCAACUGUUAUGGUAACAAAUGUACAACGACGUGCCUCGCAAGGUUCAUCAAGUUCGUCUAACGGUUCUUCACUUCCUCCCGGAGUUUAUUCUACAACCUCCGCCAAUAAUGCUUGCUCUACGAGUAGUCCUGUUCGACCUGCACCUGCUAUACCUCUUCAAAAUUCAUCUACUUCACUUCCUGCUACUUCCCUUAAUGUUGCAACCGUGUCUUCAAAUGCACCACCAGCACCUCCACCCCCACCUCCUUCGUCAUCACUGUCGUUAAGCAAGGGCACUGGAAGUUCUAUCUCGGAUCAGUUAAAAAAAGUGCAACUUCGAAAAGUUAAUCCUCCGUCAUCUGCAAAUUCAGCACUUUCAGGAAGCAGUAAUUUAUUGUCAGAGCUUGAAGCAACUCUCAGUAAACGUAAAAAUCAGUGUGAUAACAGUGAUGCACGUUCAGUUGGCAGCGACACAACACCAUCGACAACAAAUAGUCUCAGCAACGGUGCUUUGCGUCGUCCGUGGGAAAAACAAGUUAAUGGCAAUGGAAACUUCUCUGAUUCUCCUAAAGUGCAACGAAAUGUACUGAACUUCAGAUUACCAAGUUCUACCUUGCUAAAUCAAGAUGAGUUGAGGUCAACCUGUGGAACAACAACUACUAUUAAUAAUGUUGUAACUCUUGAAAUGCUCGAUAAAUGGAAGGAUGAUAUUUUAAAUGAAGUGAGACAAGAAUUUAAGAAAGCUAAAAGUGAAAUUAUUGAAGUUUUACGCUGCGAAUUACGUUUGCAAAAAAGGUAG
Molecule: messenger RNA, 891 nt
Organism: Thelazia callipaeda (thelaziosis nematode)
Lineage: Eukaryota; Metazoa; Nematoda; Chromadorea; Rhabditida; Thelaziidae
Source: the annotation of a GenBank genome assembly